Leptidea sinapis is the source of this 2828-nucleotide messenger RNA. RefSeq lists its product as uncharacterized. Gene Ontology annotation, molecular function: protein binding. Bases 1 to 2760 code for a protein of 919 amino acids. Lineage: Eukaryota; Metazoa; Arthropoda; Insecta; Lepidoptera; Pieridae. The record is from RefSeq and is a predicted model, not a curated record. The transcript has a single exon.
AUGCCGGCAAAAAAAGGACCGAAAUCUAUAAAUACUAAAUCCAGUUUUGCUGGUGAAUUCGGUGAAGAGGUAGUAUCACCCAGAGUAAUAACCUUUUCAAUAGAACUCAUUGGCGAACCUCCUGGACCUGGCGAUUGGUGGUUAAUAGUCAUUUUUCAUGAGCAAAUUGUAUUGGACACAAAAUGGUCAGACAAGAAAUUCUUACACGUGGAUUAUUUACAAAUAGAUUUAAAAGAUUUGUUUGACCAAAAUAUUUUGACUGAUCACCCUGUUACUUUCGUAAUGCGCCUAGCUGGAGGUAAAGUAUCAAAGGAUCACGAUCCAUUACUGCAUAGUGAUAAUCGGGCUGGUGGAAACGUUGAUCUACUUCCACUCAUUUUGGGUGAAGAAAAAGUAGCGGUAAAAGUUCCUUUAGUUUUUAUUGCAAAUGGUGAACCAACCAACUGCUUUGUAAUUGUACAUGCUCGAUCUAACGGAAUUAUUGAAAAUGCACGAAGUCCUUUAAUUAUGACUAUGAUAUCAGCACAUUGUCUACCUAUAGCCAAAGAAGGGACAGUUUAUAUCAGUGCAAUAGGCUUAAAUGACAUUCAUAUGCCUAAACCAAUAAAUUUUGGAAUGUCCCUAAGUUCUUCUUCUGCUAGUAAAGUUGUGUGGGCGUCUAUUAGUAAUGCUGGUAACGCUGCUAGAACCACAGUCAGUAUUCCUGAUGAAGAUAAAUAUAUACCCUAUGAUUUCGAACCCAAAAAUUAUAGUUCUUGCAAUUCUGUCUAUUGGAAUGCAAUGAAAAGAGUACUUGUUGAUUUACCUUUACUUAAGGAUUGUUUUCGAAAACCACUUAUGGUUGAAGUUGCCGGCGUACCAAGAACUGGCAAAAUUGAUGUAAGAGGACGUUAUAUGGCGUUUGUUGAUGCUGGUGUAAUGUUAGAGCCUGGUCAAUUAAGCAUUACUACCACUGCAAAAUUAUUUUUCUACAGUGAAGGUGAUUUACCGGAACACAUGAGUCCUUUAUUGGACCUACCACCUAUGAGUGCAAAGUUGAGCGCUAGAGAGACAGAUUUAGUUCAAGAUGAGAACGGUCAUAAUGCCUACAUUGUAAUUAGAUUUGAUUUAUUUGAACCUUUAGUACCACAAGUGAAAAUUGCUCAACUUUAUGAUACAAUUGGGUUUUCGACGCCUGAUGGUCCUUCAUGUCCUAUUGACGACUUGCGCGUUGAUCCUCCUCCUGAGGACUCUACAAUAGAUGUUAGGAAAAUAAGAAAAGAAGGAGGAGCACUUGCAGUACAUAAAGAAUUAAGUGGUCUAUCUUGUAAAGGAACACUUCAAAUGAACCAAAGCAUAAAGCGUACAGCUGCCAAUCGUUUACUAUAUCGUGUUCGAUCAAUGCUAAAGCAAUUUCCACCUCAAAAUUGUUCCGAAUUAACUUGGCAAGAUAUAGUAACAUCUCAACACUUGGCUUGUAGGCGAGCAGUAACCGCAUCGUUCGCUCCGCAUCCACCAACACCUAGACCCACAUCACGAGUGGCAGCUGCCCGAUGUAGAGGUGCAGGCGACAAGGAAGUGGCCAAUGAACACAUAAAGAAAAAUCUAAUAGCCUUGAAAAGACAUCCACGACCGUUACUAUCCAAAGCGUUACGCGAUCUAGAGGAAAAUAAUGAAAUAGAAGCUUGUAAUCAUUUACUUGAAGCCUUAAGUUAUCAAAGACGGAAUAGAUAUUUGCUUUGGACACUCGGUGGUCUUCUAUUUGACAAGGAUACAAAAAAUACACAAAAGGCAGCUGCGGCAUUUCGAGUAGCAGUGAAAGGAGAUAUAACUGAUGGUUUAACGAAUGCGAUUGGAUGGGCAGCGUUACACGCUUUUCAUCAUCAUAAUAAAAACUUUUACGCAGCAUUUGUUUCUAGCAAAAAAAUGAGAGAGGCAUACGAAUUACCCCUAGAUUGGAAGAAACUUAUUGAAAGAUGGGUUGAAACUAGCGGUGAAGAAGAAACAUAUUGGAUACCCAGUGUUAUAAAUAUAAGUAACCCGUUUAUUGUAGCUUCAGCUUUUUUUCUUUGUUUGCGUUGUUUUAGCUUUGUCAAAAGACUUUUGAAAUGCGCCGAGGGGGGCUGCGCUAUUCGAGGAUCACGUUUACCCUUGAAACAUAAAAAUCUAGUAGAUAUUAUGUAUAUAAAAGCUGCGUCAUUUCUAUUAACACGAGAAAUUGAUGAAGCUCUAGAAAUUACUAAAGUAGGCAUAAAAACGUUUGGUCCAUCGGCAAUUAUGUCUGAAAUGAAAGCAACGUGCUUAACUGUUGCUCGUGGAUGGGAUGGUGAAUGUGAAGAGAGCCUAUUGGAAGCUGAUCGUGCUGGUUCUGAAAUUCCAGCAGCUCUCUUACUGAGGGCAGCCUUAGGAGGAAUUAAGACAAAUCCAGAGGGAUCUUUGCAGCGUGCAGCACGAGCUCACAAACUAGCUCCAUCCGCAUAUUCUGCUUUAAUUAUUGGCCGUGUGUAUUUAAAGUUAGAAGAACUGAGACAGGCUGAGCGUUGGGUGUCAGUUGCUGUUAAAACUGAACCACUUUUAGCUGAUGGUUGGGCGGUGUUGGCUCUGAUCGCAAUGAGGGAAAGAAACUCAGACAAGGCUCGUACGAUGAUGCGGACUGCUAGGCAAGUUGGCUUAAUCAGUUCGGACAUUAAAGAAGACCUAAAAAAAGCUAUGAAAGUUCAACAUUUGGAAGGGUUACCUGAACUUCUUGUUAAAGAUUUGUGUCUAUGCAAGUACUAUUAAUAUAAAGGUUCCUCUAAAUAUGAUUAAGCCGUUAUUUUUAGGCAGCUCUGUUUCAAUAUUUUUUUAUU